Tauraco erythrolophus (red-crested turaco) is the source of this 2883-nucleotide messenger RNA. Lineage: Eukaryota; Metazoa; Chordata; Aves; Musophagiformes; Musophagidae. The record is from RefSeq and is a predicted model, not a curated record.
GACAGAGACUCCGCACAGAAGCCGACAGAGGUUAAACUUCCUGUGGAAGGUAAUAAUUUUGCAACCCUCCCUCCAAAGUCUCCUUCUCAUGGUGGCACAGGCGACGAGGAUAGUUUUGGUACUCGUAAAGCCAGAUCUUCGUUUGGACGAGGCUUUUUCAAGAUCAAAAAUAACAAGAGGACCGCAAGUGCCCCCAACCUGGCUGAAACGGAGAAGGGAUCUGCAGAUCAUUUGGAUCUGGCUGGCUUGCCCCCUCGCCCAAAAGAAACAGACAGUCUACAGAUGACACCUCCUUCUCCAGAUUCCAAGAAAAAGGCCAGGGGGAUCAAGAAGUUAUUUGGAAGACUUAAAAGAAGUCAGUCUACCACCUUCAACCCAGAUGACAUGUCCGAGACGGAGUUCAAAAGAGGAGGAACAAGAGCAACUGCGGGGCCACGACUGGGCUGGUCUCGAGACCUGGGACAGUCUCACAAUGAGCUGGACAUGCCGUUCGCAAAAUGGACAAAGGAGCAGGUUUGCAACUGGCUCCAGGACCAAGGGCUAGGCUCUUACAUUAGUAAUGGCAAACACUGGAUACUGUCUGGGCAAACACUUCUGCAGGCUUCUCAGCCGGAUCUGGAAAAGGAGCUUGGGAUAAAGCACCCAUUGCAUCGGAAGAAGCUUCAGCUUGCUCUGCAGGCACUUGGGUCUGAAGAGGAAAACAAUCAUGGAAAAUUGGAUUACCACUGGGUUACCAGGUGGCUGGAUGACAUUGGCCUCCCCCAGUAUAAGACCCAGUUUGAUGAAGGAAAGGUGGACGGCCGAAUGCUCCAUUACAUGAGCGUGGAUGACUUGCUGUCCUUGAAAGUUGUCAGUGUCCUCCACCACCUCAGCAUCAAAAGAGCCAUUCAAGUUUUGAGAAUAAAUAACUUCGAGCCCAACUGCCUGCGCAGGAGGCCGUCUGAUGAGAACAAUGUCACACCUUCUGAGGUCACCCAGUGGACCAACCAUCGCGUGAUGGAGUGGUUGCGCUCCGUUGACCUGGCGGAGUAUGCUCCUAAUCUGCGGGGGAGCGGCGUGCAUGGGGGACUCAUGGUUUUGGAACCUCGUUUCAAUGUAGAAACCAUGGCACAGUUGCUGAACAUCCCACCAAACAAGACGCUACUGAGACGGCACUUGGCAACUCAUUUCAACCUCCUCAUUGGGCAGGAGGCCCAGCAGCAGAAACGCAAAGCCAUGGAGUCCCCAGACUACGUCCUCUUAACAGCAACUGCCAAAGUAAAGCCAAAGAAACUUGCCUUCAGCAAUUUUGGGAGCCUGAGGAAGAAGAAGCAAGAUGAUGUGGAAGAGUAUGUGUGUCCUAUGGAGCUGGGGCGGGCAUGUGGAAGUGGGUCGAAGAAGGGUUUUAAGCCCGGCCUGGAUAUCCGAGUGUAUGACGAUGACGAUUUGGACAGGCUGGAGCAGAUGGAAGAUUCAGAAGGGACAGUGAGGCAAAUAGGAGCAUUUUCUGAAGGCAUCAACAACUUGACACACAUGUUGAAAGAAGAUGAAAUGUUUAAAGACUUUGCAACUCGCUCUCCUAGCACCAGUAUAACAGAUGAGGACUCCAACGUGUGACAGUAACCACCAGGCACUGACAAAGGCUCACUUUCCUAUGUGCAAGAAACGUCGUCAUUACACGUGACGGGCAGCAGAUCAUGUACAUUACAUUGCUCUUGCUUCUGUUUGUUAGAAGUGAUAUUGGGGGGUGGAAAAUUUUAAAAAAGGACAAAAAAAAAAACGGUGCCUACUCUAAAGUUGCCAUAAGAAACACCCAGACACUGGUGAAUGGUAAUUGUUUUUACUAUAUUUAAUGUACAAACUGGUGGUAUGUUUCAGAGUGUUGCAUUUAAAUUUACGUGGUAUCGUAGUGCUCCUUUUGCUUGUUCACAGCCUCGGAUAAUCCUUUAUACUGUUUCAAAAUAACAGAAGAUGUUAGGUAGAAGUAUUGCAUCUGUAGAUACAGUGCAUCAGCUUUCUCUAGGCUCUCAGCUGAAAAAAGAUGUUGCUGCUCUUUUUCAAGUGCAUUUGUUCAGCACAAAUACCAGUUCUGCCCUUCCCACGGUAUCCAAUGUAGGAUUUUAGUCAUCCAUGCCUCGCGUAAACUCCCCGGUAGCUCUUGACUGUUGCUCUUAUUUUUAUACUGUUUUAUAAAAAAAAAAAAAAAGAAAGAAAAAGAAAAAAUAAGUAUAUGAAGUACAUAUAAAAGCAAAAAUUUAAGUUUUGUGAGAUAGAGUGAUGGAAAGUUCGAGGUGUGGGGGAAGGGGAGAGAGUUGUAAAAGAUUAUGCCAGUUUGCAUACCAGCUGGUUACUGGAAAAGGCAGGCUGACCUUUGGAACUGUUUGCUUUCGUUGCUUUUUACUAAGUGCACAGUUUAAUGAUCUUCCAUUUGGGGUGAAACAAGUACAAAGCAUGUUUCUUCUAGCAGUGACUCUUAUGGAAACUGCACAUUUCAAAAUGUCAUCUUUCUUGUUCCCAGCAGCAGUAGUUAUAGUGUUCAGACAAGGUUAUUAACACUUCUGUGACGUAAAAUUUUUCCUUAAAGUUGAGAGUACUCCCUGCGUAUGGAAGGGAUGUUUCUGUGCUGUGACUAACGUAAAGAUGGUGUAGCUGAAAAAAAAAAAAAAGUUAUAUAGAGAUAUGUAUAGGAAAUAUAUUAUUUCAUAAUAUUAAACUGAAGGUGGGACUUUUCCUCCAAAAUUCAAAUAUCGAACAUGUUGCUCAUCAUUUUAUCUUCAUAAAGCACAGCUCUUCUGCUUUUGAAGGUAAUCAGAUUUUUAAAAUCCUAACUAGCCAGUGGAAACCUUUUGUCAAGACUUUGGUAUUGCGAGGUGUCCUAGCCAAAAGCCAUCAAAAAAAAAGUAA